Quercus lobata is the source of this 1152-nucleotide messenger RNA. RefSeq lists its product as uncharacterized. NCBI's taxonomy places the organism in Eukaryota, Viridiplantae, Streptophyta, Magnoliopsida, Fagales, Fagaceae. The record is from RefSeq and is a predicted model, not a curated record. The transcript has 4 exons. The coding region runs from base 106 to 933 and encodes 275 amino acids.
CACACUCUCCACCAACUUUUCGUACACUUCAGUUCAAUCUAGCCUAGGAUAUAACCAAAAUUGGAAAGAGAAGAUAAGGAGUACACUCAGUAGAGGGGAGAAGCCAUGGGUGGAGGAGCACUGCAUAUUGACCUUCCUACGAUGCAGUUCAAAACUUCUUCCUCUAAUCUUCCUUAUGUACCACCUUCUUCUUCUUCUUCUUCUUCUAAAAAUAAUCUAAACCUUCCAGUUUCAGCAACUUUUGCUGGAAAUCUUACAACAUCUUGUUCUGCUACUAGAUGCUCCAGCCACAGUGAAACUUGUGGAAAACUGGAGACUUUGGAUGGAAGAGAAGAAAAAAGAGCAACUGGGUCUCUCUAUAAUCCUGUUUUUGGACAAGUUCCAUCCCAGUUGGAGAUUGAAAAUGCAAUUCAUGCCCUCCAAAAUUUUAUGCUUGGGAAAUCCUCAUCUGGGUCAGAGUUGAAAUGGCUUGAGCAGAAACUGGAUUAUUUUGAUCCGAGACUAUUGCUAUCUCAGGGAUACAGAAGGCUUUGUGAUGCAUUUCAAUUGCUGCAAACAGAUCCCACUGUUAAGCGACUAGUGGUUUCUCUAGCAUCUGAUAAAGCCGUUUGGGAUGCGAUUUUGAGGAACGAGUCAGUUCGAGAGUUUCAAUGGACACCCUACGCAGUUAAUUAUGUGAGGCCUCUAAUUUCUAAUGAAGAGCCAGACUUGGCAACACGUAUAUUGAUGUGGAUUUUGGAUGCCACAAAAGCAAAAGUUAUAGAGCUCAUCGAGAAAUUUCUGUCUCUAGUGAACGAGCUAUUUCAACCUCCCAAGAGUAACAAUCCCACAGAAGCAAACAAGGAGCAGAUGGAGGAAAAAAUUAGAUCAUCGUUGCUUCUCUCUGUUGUGAUCCUCCUGAUUGCAGUUGUGGCUCGAGUCCAAACUGCUUGAAUCACCAUAGCAUAAGCAGAAGAAUGCAAGAAUAAACCACAUUAUUUGAUCAACAGUGGGGCACCAUUAGUUGAUGAGUACCUAUUUAAUUUCAGCAUUUUUUCCCCCUGUAUUGUAUAUGUUGCAAAACGGUUAUGUUUCCAAAUAUUUGAACUCCUACAUUUGUUUCAUAAAUAAAUUCCUGAAGGUCUUGAAGGAAAACUCACAUACUUCCAGUCU